Molecule: messenger RNA, 4490 nt
Organism: Balaenoptera ricei (Rice's whale)
Lineage: Eukaryota; Metazoa; Chordata; Mammalia; Artiodactyla; Balaenopteridae
Gene: RNGTT
Product: RNA guanylyltransferase and 5'-phosphatase
Exons: 16
Coding region: 194-2026 (610 amino acids)
Biological process (GO): 7-methylguanosine mRNA capping; protein dephosphorylation
Molecular function (GO): protein tyrosine/serine/threonine phosphatase activity; ATP binding; mRNA 5'-triphosphate monophosphatase activity
Source: RefSeq, a predicted model, not a curated record
UCGUUUAGAGUUGAGCCUGAAUGGAAGUGGCGCGCCACUGCUGACAUUACCCAGGUCCAGGCGGCUGGGGUUCGGACGCCGGCCGGGAUUCGGGUACCUCGGACCUCGGGUGCAGAGCGGAACGCGAGGAGGCGGCGGCGGCGGCGGCGCGGCGAGCGUUGGUGGAGGGGGCGGCUGUUCACGGCCCCAAGACAUGGCUCACAACAAGAUUCCCCCGCGGUGGCUAAACUGUCCGCGGCGCGGCCAGCCGGUGGCAGGAAGAUUUUUACCUCUGAAGACAAUGUUAGGACCAAGAUAUGACAGUCAAGUUGCUGAAGAAAAUCGGUUCCAUCCCAGUAUGCUUUCAAAUUAUCUGAAGAGUCUGAAGGUUAAAAUGGGCUUGUUGGUGGACCUGACAAAUACUUCAAGAUUCUAUGACAGAAAUGACAUAGAAAAAGAAGGAAUCAAAUAUAUAAAACUUCAGUGUAAAGGACAUGGCGAGUGCCCUACAACGGAGAAUACCGAGACAUUUAUUCGUCUAUGUGAGCGGUUUAAUGAAAGAAACCCGCCUGAGCUUAUAGGUGUUCAUUGUACUCAUGGUUUCAAUCGCACUGGUUUCCUCAUAUGUGCCUUCUUGGUGGAGAAAAUGGAUUGGAGUAUUGAAGCAGCAGUUGCUACUUUUGCUCAAGCCAGACCACCGGGAAUUUAUAAGGGUGAUUAUUUGAAAGAACUUUUUCGUCGCUAUGGUGAUAUAGAGGAAGCACCACCCCCACCUCUAUUGCCAGAUUGGUGUUUUGAGGAUGAUGAAGACGAAGAUGAGGACGAGGAUGGAAAAAAGGAAUCAGAACCUGGGUCGAGUGCCUCCUUUGGCAAAAGGAGAAAAGAACGUUUAAAACUGGGUGCUAUUUUUUUGGAAGGCGUAACUGUUAAAGGUGUAACUCAAGUAACAACUCAACCAAAGUUAGGAGAGGUACAACAGAAGUGUCAUCAAUUCUGUGGCUGGGAAGGGUCUGGAUUCCCUGGAGCACAGCCUAUCUCCAUGGACAAGCAAAAUAUUAAACUUCUGGAGCAGAAGCCAUAUAAAGUAAGCUGGAAAGCAGAUGGUACGCGGUAUAUGAUGUUGAUUGAUGGCACAAAUGAAGUUUUUAUGAUUGAUAGAGAUAAUUCAGUGUUUCAUGUUUCAAAUCUGGAAUUUCCAUUUCGUAAAGAUCUCCGCAUGCAUUUAUCAAAUACUCUCCUAGAUGGGGAAAUGAUUAUUGACAGAGUAAAUGGACAGGCUGUUCCUAGAUACUUGAUAUACGACAUAAUUAAAUUCAAUGCACAGCCAGUUGGAGAUUGUGAUUUUAAUAUUCGUCUGCAGUGUAUAGAACGAGAAAUAAUAAAUCCUCGACAUGAAAAAAUGAAGACGGGGCUCAUUGACAAAACACAGGAACCAUUUCGUGUCAGAAAUAAGCCAUUUUUUGACAUCCAUGCUUCAAGAAAGCUACUUGAAGGAAAUUUUGCCAAAGAAGUCAGCCAUGAAAUGGACGGUCUCAUUUUCCAGCCCACUGGAAAAUAUAAACCUGGUCGAUGUGAUGAUAUUUUGAAAUGGAAGCCUCCCAGUUUGAAUUCUGUGGAUUUUCGCCUAAAGAUAACAAGAAUGGGAGGAGAAGGGUUACUUCCUCAGAAUGUUGGCCUUCUCUAUGUUGGAGGUUAUGAAAGACCCUUUGCACAAAUCAAGGUGACAAAAGAGCUAAAACAGUAUGACAACAAAAUUAUAGAAUGCAAAUUCGAGAACAACAGCUGGGUCUUUAUGAGACAGAGAACAGACAAAAGUUUCCCUAAUGCCUACAACACUGCCAUGGCCGUGUGCAACAGCAUCUCAAACCCUGUCACCAAGGAGAUGCUCUUUGAGUUCAUCAACAGAUGUGUGACAGCUUCUCAAGGACAGAAGCGAAAGCAUCAUCAUCUGGACCCGGACACGGAGCUCAUGCCUCCACCACCUCCCAAAAGACGUUUGACUGAAAGACCUGCCUCUGACUUCAGGAUUGAGAGGAAAGAUGAGUGAGGAAAAGUGCUGUUGCCCCAUAUUCUUUGCGACCAGAGAAAUUCAAAACAGAGUGUGGCUUGAUGUUGAUACACGUUUGACUUUAAAAAAAAAAAAAAGAAGAAAGUAUUGUAGCCAGCCUGUAAAUAUUUGAUGCAUUUGUUUCCUCAGUGCUACAAUACAUCAUGGACUUAAACAUUUUAUUUAUAUCUGGUAAACUCAGCCUUACCUUGUGGAAUCUGAAGAUUGAAAUAUCCAAAGGUUUAAAUGAGAUUGAAAUCAAUGAAGAAGAGGCCUUGUUUAUAUAUGGAUAACUUACACUUUAAUUUAUAAAGUUAGCAAUCUAGAACUGUGAGCGCCUAGAACACUGUAUUUUUUAGAAGUUGUAUUUCAACUAUGAUAGGUUUUCCUUUUAAAACAUUUAGACAAUGGCAUUAAAUAUUCCUGCUAUUAUUUAUCAUGGAUUUCCUACAUUUCUGAAAUUCUUGUAUUCAAAACCAAAUGACAAAGUUGUUAAAUAUUGUACUAUAUUAAACAACUUGGUCUGGCUUAUAUCAUUCUAAGAAGUUGUUUUGGAAAUGUAAAAGUAAAAAAGUAAAGCUCCAAUUUUGUUAAUUUCAUCCUUUCUAAAGGAGGUAUAUUGAGUCUUUUCAUCGUCUCUUUCUGUUGUUUGAACUGCAGUAUCAGCUAUCCAAUGUAUCCACUCUGGCAGUGGUCCCGAGUUACUUCAUAGAACUUAGAGACACACCACCCGGUCCUGUGUGUGUUGUUCUCCUGGGAGACUUUUGUUCUCUCUUUCCUUUUUUUUAGUUUUAAUGCCAGGGCUACUUCUGCUGUACCUCAGUGGUAGCACAUUGUAGAUUACAUUAAAACACACAACUCACUGUGAUGAUGGGAGUGAUAUCAGAUACAGACAGUGUUGUAUUUGUUCCCUUGCGCCAAACAGCAAAGGAAAUGCCAGCUGACUCUUUUGAUUAGAAGGUAAUGUCGGUGGAAGAGAAUGCUGUCACUAGAAAAUGCUCUCCCACUGCUUGAUAAAUGCAGAGGCAAAGACUAGACAUCUGUAGGAACUAAACAUCAAGGAAGCCAAGACAUUUAUUUUCAAAGCCAGAAUUCUCUCAUCUUCUAUUCUGGGAAUGCUAUUUCAGUUGUACAUCUGAAUUUUAAAAAAAAAAACAAAAAACAAAAAACACAUUUACUGAUAGAUAAUGGAUUUAAAGAGUGGCUAAUUGGUCACAUGCCAUUGUUGGGAAACUGUGUUCUGAUUGGUUUGUGAAGGAACUCUUGAAAAUUAGCCUACUAGAGGCUAAUGUAUUUAUUUUUAGAGGUACAGGUUUUAAGUAUGUGUAUUUAAACAAAUUUUCAUGAUCUGAAUUUUAUAUAUGUAUAUGCAUAUAUAUGUGAGUAUAUGCAGCAGUGUAUAUUCUUCUACUAAUACAGUGAGAAAUCCAAACAGGUCACCUAGUAGAUUGAAUAUCUGAUAGGAUUUCUAUAUCAAAUAGCACAGAUUAACCAAACAUGUAUUUAUAUUCACCCGAGUUUUAAUGUUUUUAAACAAAGUUUCUUCCUGCAGUGCUUUUCUAUAUGAAGUACUAGAGUCACGCUUGGGCUUCUUCCCUUAUUGUUCCCAAGUUAUGUAAUGUAUAGUGAAUUUAUUCAAAAUGCCAUUUUAGUGUUUCUUUCCUAGAGUACUUUUGUGCGUUUGAGCACAACAGGGAUUAAAACAUCUGAUUGCCGCAGUAACUAUUGAGAAAUGGAAAUUGGUCAAGGUCUCAUGGUGUCUUGUACAAAGCAGAUCUAAAAAAAACGCCUCUGCAAUUCCAAAUAGUCCGACGCCUGCUCCACCAGGAUUGGUGGCUCUUUUCACAAGGUGCAUUGCUUUCUUCCAAACCCGUGUAAACGCAGAAGGCUUUUGCAGAUGUAAGAGCAAGCUUUUGUCAGCAUUCUUUAAUGGAGUUAAAAUGUUUAUGGUAAUUGUAACCUUUUAAAUGAGUUACGUGAAAAGAGCAUCUCAUUUUUAAUACACCCAGAUAUUUUCUCCUUGCCUUUGUGCAUUUUCCAGGACUUAAUUUUCUUAAUUUAUCUUUUCCUUUCAAUUGUAGUGAAGUAUAAUAAGUAGAUCCCAUUUAGCCCCUGAACACAUUACCAUCUACAGUGUCAUAAAAAGUCAUCUGGAAAGUCAGGGGAGGGGUGGAAAUCUGGAGUCAGGAUUUGGGACGUCAUGAAGGAAACACUUUCUUUCUCAGCCCACUUCAUAAUAACUGUUUUCUGACACUGAAGUUUUGUAGAUGAGAAUAAGAAAACUUUACUUUCCUGAGUUAUGACAUAUAACUUUGCUUUGUGUUUGGAAAAGAUGUGGAAGACUCGACUGCCUGGCUGGUUACACUUGCUUUCCAUGAAAUGCUCAGAAAAUGUCAGGACAUUCCUUCUCUAAUUGUGUGUCAGUGCAGUAUUGUAAUAAAACUACUGAUUUAAAAUAAUAGAA